Molecule: messenger RNA, 1080 nt
Organism: Linepithema humile (Argentine ant)
Lineage: Eukaryota; Metazoa; Arthropoda; Insecta; Hymenoptera; Formicidae
Source: RefSeq, a predicted model, not a curated record
CUUUUGUAUGAUUUAAUUCAGUAGUGUAUCCCAAAUGUAAUCAGAGUAAAUAAUAUAUGAAAAUAUGGGCGAUAGUGAUAAAGAAGAACCUAAAGUGGAAUUUAAGAAGAAAAAGAUAAAACCAUUAAGAAAACGUGAAGUUUUCUCAGAUGACACUGAUAGCGAAGAUGAAAAAAUAUCUGUCAGAGAAAAAGUUGAAGAGAUGAAAAUUAUUCAAAAGCUUCGCAAAAGACCAGUUGGUGUCGAUGUUGUUGGUUUAGCUCUUGGAGAAAAUGUCACAUCUGAUGCGAUAACGACUGAUCCCUUUAAUAUGAAAACUGGAGGAAUGAUAAAUAUGGCUGCACUAAAAAAUACAAAACUUAGACACAAUGAUGCAUAUGAAACUGGCAUUGGGACACAAUUUAAUGCAGAAACUAAUAAACGCGAUGAAGAUGAAGAAAUGGUCAAGUAUAUAGAAGAAGAAUUGUCAAAACGUAAAAGUAAAAAUAGUAAUGAAAUGACAAAUAGUAUGAGCAAUGAAAAAGGGUCAUAUUGCUCGCCAGAAGAAGCUGCAUUAAGAGCAGUACCAGAACAUUUAAGACAGAGUUCAGCCAAUCGUAGCGAGGAAAUGCUUUCAAAUCAAAUGCUAUCUGGUAUUCCAGAAGUUGAUCUUGGCAUAGAAGCUAAAAUUCGCAAUAUUGAAGCUACCGAAGAGGCAAAGUUGAAAUUGCUUUGGGAUAGACAUAUAAAGAAAGAAGGACCUUCACAGUUUGUUCCUACUAAUAUGGCUGUAAAUUUUGUACAACAUAACAGAUUUAAUAUCGAAGACUCAGAUUUCCAGAAAUCACAGCAAGAAUCUGAUAAGAAAAAAUUCACGAUUAAGGGAGAUGUUCGAGGAAAGCGAAAAGAUGGAAAUGGAGAAAAAGCAACAGAUGAUUAUCAUUAUGAAAGAUUUAAAAAGCAAUUUAGACGUUUUUAAAUUUAAUUGUUGUAUUAUUAUAUAUUGCUUUUUAAAUGUGUUUAUAAUACACAUUAUAUGAUACAUAACUAUCUUAAAUUAUGAUUAAGGAAGAAAUAAAUGUAAAAGUAUAAGAAACAAUA